ACCCCUGUUCAGAAGUGUUGUUUGUAACAUGUGACGAAGAGUAGUUAUGUAAACACCAAGAAACGGCAAACAGCGUGUGUUACUCAUUAUUUACGUUCCUUUUCUGACAAGUAAGUUAUUUCAUACAUUUUGGUUCUGUUUGUCUAUACACUCUGCAUAGCCUGGAUUGACCAAAAUGGAUGACAGCAAGAUGGUGGGCGGAAAGGUGAAGAAGCCCGGAAAACGGGGCCGCAAACCGGCCAAGAUUGACCUGAAGGCCAAGCUGGAGCGAAGUCGGCAGAGCGCACGGGAGUGCCGCGCCCGCAAGAAGCUGCGCUACCAGUACCUGGAGGAGCUCGUGUCCAGCAAGGAGAGGGCCAUCUGCGCCCUGCGCGAGGAGCUUGAGAUGUACAAGCAGUGGUGCUCUGCCAUGGACCAGGGCAAGAUUCCCUCUGAAAUCAAGGCUCUGCUCACAGGGGAUGAUCAGAAAACAUCUCACUGUGCAAACAAAUCGCCAAAAAAUGGGAAGAACCACACUGCCAGCAGUGAGCAGAGUAAGUCUGCCUGAGCGAGUUGGCUGCAGCGCAUACUGAAAGAGCCACGGCAUCAGACGAUGGAGACAAAGUGAGAGUGAAGAUAUGAUUCAGUAUGAUUCAAGUGUGACUAACAGCAUCUUUAGAUAUGUUCAAACAAUGUUAUGGAGCACCUUAAAGGAAAUGUCUUUUCACUGAAUAAUUAUGAUUAAGUCCACAUUAUUUAUUCUUAUCCACCUAUCUGAGUUUGUGUGGUAGCUUAUAAGGCUGUCUUUGUGGGUCUGAAUAUAUAGAUGAUAUUUGUGUAUUAAACGGUGGCAUUUUUAAGUAGCAUGAUUAUAGCAGAUGAAAAUUUCUUAAGUUUAUAAAAUUUAAUUUAUUCCAUAUAAUGGGCAGUAGAAAUGUGCAGUGGAAAUGUUUGUUGUUUAGAAAAUUGUGAGGAUGGUGUUUGUGUUUUAUAAAUGAACGUUUUCCAAUUCAUAGUUAAUUUUUGAAAAAUGCCAGUGUUUGUGUCAAACUACUUUAAAAUGAGGCGAGACCCGAAGACUGAAAUGAAGAACCUUAUAUUUUUGUUGAUUUUUAAUCGUAAAGCAAGUUAUUGCACUUUCCGACUUUAUAUUCACGGGGGAGAAAAAUAUGUACAGUUCCAGCCGACAGUGUGAGUCCACAGGCUAGAAAUGAGUUUUUUCACAAGGCGUUCAGUUGAGGUGAUGAGGAAAUGAGGCGCCGUGUCUUCUGCAGCUGUUCUGCAGGUAUAGAACACGUGUGUCGCUUUUACUGUCCUGU
Molecule: messenger RNA, 1298 nt
Organism: Scleropages formosus (Asian bonytongue)
Lineage: Eukaryota; Metazoa; Chordata; Actinopteri; Osteoglossiformes; Osteoglossidae
Product: cAMP-responsive element-binding protein-like 2
Exons: 3
Coding region: 176-547 (123 amino acids)
Biological process (GO): regulation of DNA-templated transcription
Cellular component (GO): nucleus
Molecular function (GO): DNA-binding transcription factor activity
Source: RefSeq, a predicted model, not a curated record